This is a messenger RNA of Numida meleagris (helmeted guineafowl), 12740 nucleotides long. RefSeq names its product transducin-like enhancer protein 1. Gene Ontology annotation, biological process: negative regulation of canonical Wnt signaling pathway; regulation of DNA-templated transcription. NCBI's taxonomy places the organism in Eukaryota, Metazoa, Chordata, Aves, Galliformes, Numididae. Gene Ontology annotation, molecular function: transcription corepressor activity; protein binding. Gene Ontology annotation, cellular component: nucleus; transcription regulator complex. The transcript is spliced from 20 exons. Bases 654 to 2996 code for a protein of 780 amino acids. The record is from RefSeq and is a predicted model, not a curated record.
AGCUGGAGGAGUGUGAAACCGCGUGUUAAUGCAAACGGCGCGGCGAGUGCUGUGCGUCCCGCCCGGCCCGGCCGCUCCCGUCCCGCCGAGCGCAUCCCGCGGGGCUGCCGCGCUCCGCUCCCCUCAUUCCUGCGCGUGCAGGGCAGGGCAGGGCUGCGCUCCCCGGCCGGGCGGAACUUCACCUCAGCGAGGCAGCGCCGGGAGCAGCACCGGGACGAGGAGAGCGACGGCGAGGAGGAGGACGAGGAUGGGGAGGAGACCGCGAUCCGCCGCGUGCUGCUGAGGCGCGGUGCCGCCCGGUACCGGAGACUGCCGCCCGCCUGACCCCGCGCCGAGCGGGCGCUCCCCGCCCUUUGUUGCGGCGUCUCCGCCGCCGCGGGGCCGCCCCGCGCCCUCCCCCCGCGAAGCCCCGCUCAGGCCGCCCCAUGCGCCGCCGACGGUCGGGAACUGCGCGGCCGCCCUCGGAGGCUUGCUGCCCGCCCCGCUCGCUGUGACGGCCCCUUCCGGAGCCCCCUAGAAAGCCGCUUGCCCUCGCGACUCGCGGAUCCCGUCCCGUCCCACGGAGCUACAGCGACAGAACGGCCGCGGCCGGAGGAUGUCCUCGCGGCGGGAGCACUGAGCGCCGCGGAGCGGUGUGAGGCGCGCACGGAGCCAUGUUCCCGCAGAGCCGGCACCCCGCGCCGCACCAGGCUGCGGGGCAGCCCUUCAAAUUCACCAUCCCGGAGUCGCUGGACCGCAUCAAGGAGGAGUUCCAGUUUCUCCAGGCUCAGUACCACAGCCUUAAAUUGGAAUGUGAGAAACUGGCAAGUGAGAAGACAGAAAUGCAGAGGCACUAUGUGAUGUAUUACGAAAUGUCAUAUGGAUUAAACAUUGAAAUGCACAAGCAGACAGAAAUCGCCAAGAGAUUGAAUACAAUUUGUGCACAAGUCAUCCCAUUUUUGUCUCAGGAACAUCAGCAGCAAGUGGCUCAAGCUGUAGAACGUGCCAAACAAGUGACCAUGGCUGAACUGAAUGCUAUCAUCGGGGUACGUGGCCUUCCAGGUCUACCUCCUACACAGCAGCAGUUGCAGGCUCAGCAUCUCUCUCAUGGCCAUGGACCUCCAGUGCCUCUAACACCACAUCCAUCAGGACUUCAGCCUUCAGGAAUCCCUCCACUUGGAAGCAGUGCUGGCCUACUUGCCCUUUCUAGUGCUUUGGGUGGUCAGUCUCACUUGGCAAUAAAAGAUGACAAGAAGCAUCACGAUGCAGAGCACCACAGAGACAGAGAGCCAGGCACAAGUAAUUCUCUGUUGGUCCCAGACAGUCUGCGAAGCACAGAUAAACGCAGGAAUGGCCCUGAAUAUUCCAAUGACAUCAAAAAGAGAAAGGUGGAUGAUAAGGAUUCCAGCCACUAUGACAGUGAUGGGGACAAGAGUGACGAUAACUUGGUUGUAGAUGUAUCCAAUGAGGAGCCUUCAUCUCCACGGGCAAGUCCUACUAAUUCACCACGUGAAAAUGGUAUAGAUAAAAGCCGCUUGCUGAAGAAAGAUGCCUCUAGCAGUCCAGCAUCUACAGCCUCUUCAGGAAGUUCCACUUCUCUCAAAUCCAAAGAAAUGAGUUUGCAUGAAAAAGCCAGCACGCCUGUUCUGAAAUCCAGCACACCGACUCCUCGAAGUGAUGUGCCAACUCCAGGCACUAGUGCAACUCCCGGACUUCGUCCAGGCCUUGGCAAGCCUCCAACAAUGGACCCUCUGGUUAACCAGGCUGCCGCAGGUUUGCGCACACCUUUGGCUGUACAAGGGCCAUACCCUGCUCCGUUUGGAAUGGUGCCUCAUGCUGGCAUGAACGGAGAACUAACCAGUCCAGGGGCAGCCUACGCCAGCCUGCACAACAUGUCACCCCAGAUGAGUGCUGCUGCCGCAGCAGCUGCUGUGGUUGCCUAUGGAAGAUCUCCUAUGGUUGGGUUUGAUCCUCCUCCUCACAUGAGAGUACCUGGAAUCCCUCCAAAUCUCACAGGGAUUCCUGGGGGAAAACCAGCCUACUCCUUUCAUGUUACUGCAGAUGGGCAGAUGCAGCCUGUUCCUUUCCCUCCCGAUGCCCUCAUCGGUCCAGGAAUCCCUCGCCAUGCCCGUCAGAUCAACACUCUGAACCACGGGGAAGUUGUGUGUGCAGUUACCAUCAGCAACCCCACAAGACAUGUGUACACGGGUGGCAAGGGGUGCGUCAAAGUCUGGGAUAUCAGCCAGCCUGGGAACAAGAGCCCUGUCUCUCAGCUUGACUGCCUGAACAGAGAUAACUACAUCCGCUCUUGUAAAUUACUGCCUGAUGGAUGCACCCUAAUAGUUGGAGGGGAAGCCAGCACAUUAUCCAUAUGGGACCUGGCAGCGCCAACUCCUCGUAUAAAAGCAGAGCUUACAUCCUCAGCUCCUGCCUGCUACGCUCUGGCUAUCAGCCCUGAUUCCAAGGUGUGCUUUUCCUGCUGCAGUGAUGGGAACAUUGCAGUGUGGGAUCUGCACAAUCAGACAUUGGUCAGGCAAUUCCAGGGCCACACAGAUGGGGCCAGCUGUAUUGACAUUUCUAAUGAUGGUACCAAACUCUGGACAGGAGGUUUGGAUAACACUGUCAGAUCCUGGGACUUGAGAGAAGGGAGACAGCUACAACAGCAUGACUUCACAUCACAGAUAUUUUCCCUUGGUUAUUGUCCUACUGGUGAAUGGCUAGCUGUGGGAAUGGAGAGCAGCAAUGUGGAAGUGCUGCAUGUAAAUAAACCAGACAAAUAUCAGCUGCACCUUCAUGAGAGUUGUGUAUUGUCACUCAAGUUUGCUUACUGUGGUAAAUGGUUUGUGAGUACAGGGAAGGAUAACCUUCUUAAUGCAUGGAGAACUCCUUAUGGAGCCAGUAUAUUCCAGUCCAAAGAAUCUUCAUCAGUGCUUAGCUGUGACAUCUCUGUGGAUGAUAAAUACAUAGUCACUGGCUCUGGAGACAAAAAAGCUACAGUCUAUGAAGUUAUCUACUGAAAAUAUGAUGGGGAUAUAACUUCUAGAAGUUGAACUGGGCCAAAAUUGUUCUUAAUUAUAGAAUUAGAAAGGUUUUGCCUUUUAAAAAGGAAUUAAAGUAUUGAGGUUCCAGACCUUGUGAUGAAACUACUCCAGUUUUUCAAAAUAGAAGGCAACAUCCAGCAACUUAAGUAUUGGCCGUGUGGACCAAACAGAACACAGAAGCAAGAUGGACAGAUGUAGCCUAGGUUUUCGACAUAGUUUUCAAAGCAGAGUCUGCUGAAGAAUGUUGAAGUCCUUUUAUUUUUUUUUUCUUUAUGACCUCAUGCAAAUUGUUCUCAUUGCCUGAAUAUGGGGAUAACCUUUCUGUUCCUUGCAAUUCAAUUUGCAUCCUGUCCUGUGUAGAGCAGUGGUGUCUCAGAUGAACUUGUUUCCUGGUUUUGCAUCUUGUGAUAUGUUUUUGUAUUUUUGUUGAAGGUCAAACAUUUGUAUAAAUUGUAAAUAUAUUUAGUUUAUUACAGUAAAGGCUUUAGUAUGAACAACCACUCUUCUUCCCUCCUUCCUCUUCCCACUCCUCUCCCUUGCUUAUUUAAAAAACCUUUUGGGGAUAUAAGUACCUUUUUAGAAGCAAAAGCAAACACUAUGUAUAGUUUGAAAAUUGCAUCUUAUUCUUUAUAACUCUUCCUAGAUUCCUUUAUCAUACUACAAAGUAAUUGUUUUGACAUAUUAGGGUAUCAAAUCCAGUAGAUACUGUCUUGUGCUGCAGGAAAACUAAAAGGCGAUUUUGUACUAAUUAUAGUGUAAAUAUAAAAAUUGAACAUUUCAUAAAGUUGUGCAGUUUAUUUUAAGUUUAUUGUGAUGUCCCAUGUAUAUGUUCUUUGGCAGAUGCAUUAAUAUGUGCCUGAUCAUAAUCCUUUUGGUCAUCUCUAGAAGAAGAGUUGAGCUCCCUCUCCUUUCUCCCUCAGCUGAACAGAAUUCAUGAAGGACGACAUUUCAACUAAGUUGAAAACUCAGAGGCUUUGUUCAUUCAACUGAAGAUGUCUAUGAUUAAACAAAGCUAGAUAAGUUGUGUCCUUCAUAUUUUACAGAAGAAAAUAAUAACUUCCUUUUUUAAUGGCUUGUCUAUACGUAGAUACUCAGGUAAAUUUAACUAAAUUACCAAAGUGUGGGUUUUACGGGCAGAUCACUUAACUGUUGUUAAGUACUUGUGGGUCUGCAAGUGAAGUGAGUUAACCUAAACUAAGUUAAACCUGCUUCUUAAUUUCUUGUGACCACACCGACAAAGGACUUUUUUUUUAUUUUCAACUAAUCAACUGUAUAAAUAAAUUAGAAUUAAUUUUCUAGUGCUCCAUAUUAGACAGGCCUAUACUCUGUAUUCCUACCGGGCUGUCUUUGAGCCCUUUCCGCUGUUGCAUCAGUGUGUCACGUUUCUGAAGAGCCAUGCUGAGCAGCCAGCUAUCAAAGUUAUGCAUCUUCAAAUCAAGUUUUUUCAAUGUACUCGAGAGAAAUGGAUGAGGAGAGAAUGUGUAAAUUUUAUUCUAGUAAUGUUUUUUCAAAUUAGUGAAUUCUACUACUGUGUGCCGGACAAACCUAGUUAUUGUGCCACUGAGGACCAUACUUUUCCUGUGUUCUGUAAUUUAAUUAGAAUUUCUGUUGCUAAUGGAGAAUACAGAUAAAGAGAAGGAUAUCUUUGAGCAGUGCUUAAAAUUGCACAAACUGGCAGAGAGGUUAAGACUCAUCUGUGAAUAGCUGCUUUUUCAUUUUGCUAGCAUUUGACAGUGACUUAUAUCUCUGCUCUUUCAAAGACUCAUAACCAGGAAGAAACAAAUUUGACUGACAAAUGCAUAAUCUGGAUAUGGAAUUUCUCAUUUGGGGUCGAAUUUUCUCUCCAAUUUCCAAUCUGAAGAGACAUCGGUUUUAUUUUCGAUUUACAUGACCAUUCUACUGAAACCAUUCUAUAGCAUCUGGCAAUAUAGAGGCAUUAAAAUAUUAUCUUCGCGUUUGGAAUGUGAAAUGUUAACCAUUCAGGAUAAUCUAGUUUCCUAGACAUAUAAAAUUACUAUUCUAUCAGUUGGUAUCUAUAUAGUUGUCUAUUGCUGUUUUGUGAAUAUAUAUCAGUAUGAAAAUUAUAGACCAGCUUUAGGUGGUGAUGAUGUGCCUUUCACACAUAGUGAGGCAAAAGAAGACUCUCAAGGCUUUUCAAAGAAAUAAUUGUAUUUGCUACAUUGAAAUACUGUGAAGUGUUAUACUAUUUUAAAAUGGGAAGGCUUUAAAAAAAAAGUUUGCACUAAGUUACUUGAUUUUAGGCUGACCCUGUUUUCAUAUUGAAGUUAUUCCAAACAUCUAACUCUACCAAUAAUAACUGACUUGGCUCAACAGCACUGGCAGAGGCCAAGGCAAUCAUUUGCUCUAGUUUGGAACAUUUGAUUGUCUUCCAAAGUACCAUCAAAUUGGCUUACUUCAUAAAUAUUCUUUUGUCUUUCCUAAAAGCUGAUAUUAGAGGAUCCAAGAAGGCAAAUAUGAUAACACAUUUAUGUAUGCUUUGAAAAUAAACACAUAUAUGUAAUGGUUCUGCUCUUAACUUGCACCACAGUGCUUGUUAGUGAGACUGCAUUUUGGCAACCCAGGAGAUUCAAAAUGACAGUGUCAAAAAACACUUUGGAACAAGACAUUAUUAAUGCAUGUGAAUGAAUUUAGUCACAUUUGUACCUUGCUUUUUAUAUCGCAAUCAUUUUUUUUCCCCAGUCAGAUCUACUUUAUGCCUUGGAUCUGAAAACACUCAUCCUACAGUAGUUCUCUCAAUUUCUCAUUUCAUGUGUUUCACCUUAUAUUUUACAAAACAUUUUAUUUUCAUUUAUCAUAGUUGAGUCUAUUCCACAUACAGCCACAAUUUUUAAUGAAACGGUGCAUUUGGUGGUAUCUUGGUGUGUAUGUCUGUUUUUGCUAUUGUCUACAAGACUUAAAACUUGAGAGCUUCUGUAAAUUCUUGCAGCCUUGUAGAAAGUAGUGGGUGGAAAUAACUGCUUCUUGAAUGAAGAAACAGACCAAAACAGACCAGCAGUAACAGAAAGGGCACUGGGAAAAGGAAAUGGAAAAAGAGGGCGCAACAAUAACGAUGGGGUAGGUAAUUUUUAUUUUCUGUCAAUUUAAUUGCAAUCCUAAAAGAUUCCUUUGAUUGGCCCCUUCCUGGGACAGUCUUUGUUUGCUGGGUGGCCCUCAGUAUUCAGAGACAGCUGAAUGCCACUCUAGCAAAAAAAAAAAAAAAUGCCAGACGCAGCAGAAGCAGGGAGUCCUUACAAAUGACAUAUUGGAUGUCAGUGCAGACAUUAACUGAUGAACUGGAGAUUUGUGGUAAUAUCAAUUCAACUGAACAAAAUUCUUUGCUAGUUCUAAGUACAGUGUUUUGUAUGUGUACUAGACAUCAAGUUUUAUAAGUCAGUUGUGCAUAAAAUCAUGGUAAUAUUCCUUACAAUAUAUUUGUCAAUAUGGCAGAAUACUUUUUUUCUUUAUAAUUCCAAGUAAAGAUAUUUCCACACAUCAAACCGCAAACUUUUAGUCUUUGAGAGAGAAUUUUCAUUUGCAUUAAUUCUCUUGAACUCAUUUGGUGUUUCAAGAGCUUUUCCUUUUUUAAAGGUAAGAGGGAGCACCAAAAGGAGCAUGAAGUUCAUUUUGUUAAAAUAAUUUUUUUUGUAAUAGAAACAUCAUAGUGGAAUCUGUCAUUUCAUCACAUGCAUAUUUUUGUGUAUAACUGGCCAUAUUUUUUUCUGUCUCAUCUUUGGAUUGGUGAUGGAGAUAGAAUUUUCAGAACCAUCUAAGUAACUUUAAUAUAGAACUAGACUGACAAAUGGUUUGUUUUUUGUUCUGUUUCAGUUUUUUUGCCUAAGAAAGAAUUACCCACUAAUUUGUGGAAUCAUGCCACCUAGUUGCAGUCCUUCAUUUUUUCUGUUAUAUUGAUGCAGUUUUGAGUUGAUGGGAGAAGUUCCACAAUUCUAUUAAUUAAGAAAGGUGGAUUUUAAUGUUUGCACACUGAGGAAGAGUUUUGAAUCCAGAUUCCACGCUUAUGUUGUUCAGUGUUUAUUCUUUGGGCCACUCAGCUGGAGGAGCUGAACUGUUACCUACUGUGUGAUCUUCUCAAAACACUUUUUUUUCCCCCUCAAAAGUGCACGGAAAUAAUGUCAGAAUGUAGGUGUAUACAGGACUUGAGUCAUGGUAUCCUGCCAAAGAAAGGUCAAUUUAUUACAGACUGGGAGAUCUGCAGCAGCUCAAGUAGGACUUAGUGAUCACCAGAAUGGAAGUAAGAGUUGAACGCAGAGAGGAGAAGGGAGAAAGAGACACCUUUUUCAGUGGUAGUUUAAUAUAAAAAUCACCUAGAACAAGGUUUCAGUGUACAAUUUCACCAAGUAGCAUUUUUCCAUGAAGUUGUUUAGAUGUUUCUGCAUGGUAAUUCAAGGACUCACGUGAGAUGGACUGGACAUUUCUGUGACAUUCAUAAGCAGUCAUAUAAUUCUAAGAGGAAAGAGUGUUAAAUCACAGCCAGUUCUCAACAUUUCCCAUUACCUUGUGUUUCUGUAGCAUAAACUCAGCUUUGCAGCAAUUGAUAAUCCCAUUUUCAGCAACAUACUCCCAGAUGUCCCAUUGCAACUUAAGUGCUUAGUGCAGCAGGUAAAUUUUGCUAAGGAAACCAGUCAUACAGGAACUGGAUGCCUUAAAAAUCUGCAUUGUGGGUCUAACUUACUGACAUUUCUGAGAAGUUUACUCAGUUUCUGUUGAACUACGUAGGAGUACUCAACCACUCAUUUAAAAUGAAACAAAGCAUUCUCUACAAAGCCAAAACAGUGCUUUGAAUACACUUUAACCACAUAGUUGUGGGGAUUUUUUUGCUUUUUUGAGUUGAUGUUUUUAGUUAUUUUUUCUUCACAUUUAAAAAAAAAUAUUAGUUCAAUAUAACAAGGGAAAAUAAGGGCAAUAAGAGCAAUGAAUGAGGAGUGCUUUGUUUUCAAAGGGCAAAAUGUUCUUAAAGAUAUCAUGGUGUCAUGCCUCGAAACAAAGGAACCUAUCACUUCUACAAUAUAUUAAUUCUUGAGAAAGCCGUAUUUUUGUUUCCUUGGAGUGCUACUCUCAAAAAACUGAACACCAAAAAAUAGGUGAUAUUGGGACUUACAUUAGUUAUCCUUUUCAAAUCUGAAUGUAUUUUUGUUGUUGUUGUUUGUUUAUUUUUCCCCUCCAUAUUCUUUAUUUCCAUGACCCACAGUUUGCUAAUAGAAGGUGAACAUCAGGCUCUGUCCUUUCUGGCACAUGCACCAGGAAUAAUUUUGUCUUAACAAGUCUGUUGGUGAUGCAUAGACCAUAGGAAAGUCUGGCUGAAUCUUUUUGUGGAUAGGUGAACGUAUGGUAUCAGCCAAUAUGUUGUAAUAAUUUCCUUUACUAAAGCAAGCACCUAGAGAUAAGAUAGUAUCGUUGCUCAGUACUCAUACUUUUAUUAUUUGUGGAAUUGCUGGUAAGUGUUGUUGGCUCACUGUGGAAAAAUCCUGAAGUAAAAUGUUGAUUUUGUGAUCAUUUCUCUCCUAUAAUUUCAUAUGCAGUUUUAUCUGUGGUAAGAUUAUGCUGAUUCAUAGAGAGGUGCUGCAAGGUGCACUAGACAGUUGCUCUUACAUAGAGCUUGGCAAGGACUUCCUUUGUUAUGUUCACUGUACAAAGGUAUGGUAUAUCUUGAACCUUGUUUCUAUCUCUGUUUUAUGCCAAGAACAUGUUAGAGGCAAAGAGAACGCAUAUUUGGGAGAUUAAGUAAUCAAACAUACUAUUAUCCUUAUCCCUUUUGCAUACUUUGUCAUUAGUAUAAAAGUGGAGAUGAUAGCUUGUAACUGAAAAAUAAUUAGUGCCAGUUUUCCUUCCAGGCCUGAUUUUAAUGGCAGUUUAAAAAAAGUUAACAAGCAGAAUGAAGGGGUCAUAAAUGGAAGUUAACCCAUAGCACUGAGAAACUUAGAAAUCAUUUGUUACUUCCCUGGUAGUGAGCCUAAUUUGUUUAAAAUAAAAUCCAUCUGUUCAUUUCACAGUCUUUGUUCCACUUCUUUACAGCAGUCCACAGUGGAUUACUCCAUUAUUUUAAAAAUUGGCUGCAAUUAUGAUAAGCUAAUAACUCUUAUUUUGUGGUUUGCUGUAGCAAGUUAUUUUGGAGUGCAACCAAACUUUCCUUUAUUCUCAAAAAUAAUCGAGCUAUUGGUCUGAUGCUGGAGUUUUUUGUUUAUUUGGACCUGAGUAUUUUCUUAAUUAGAUUUUGAGUAAAUAUAUAAUCUGAUGACUUUACAAAUUGAAAGUAUUUCUUAAGGUUGAUGGAUCAGCCAAACACUGCUUUUAAGUAUGUAAAUUACCCUUAUGUCACUUUGGUAUUGGCUUAAGCAUGCUGUAUGUAUAUGCCACAGGACUUUGAGGUUUAGCGAUGCAACUUGCAUUGGCACGUGAAAUUUACUUCCUGAAGUAUUUGCUUUUAGUACAGUGAUGGGUUUACUGCUGUGCUCCCCUGUGUCAUCUCUUGAAUAUGUAUCAGUCUUCUACAGAUGUUUUAAUGCCUUUUGCAUGAAUAAUGCUCCUAUUUUUCUGUCUUUGAUUGUUAAUUAUGGGAGGUGUGUAUCGCCAACAGUAGCUGAGGGAAUAUUCACUGAUCUCGGAUAGCUGAGUUUUUGAAUGUGUACCUCAUGAAGUUUAUAAAAGCAUAUAGAGAAAUCAUUAAUUUUAGUUUGCUAAACUCAAGAUUCUCAAGUCCUGGGACUCUUAUGUGUUUCAUCAGUGAAUCUUUUUAAGGAAAUACUCACAGUUUUUGAAUUGUUUUGAUAGCUUUUUCUGUGUGUGCGUGGUUUAUGUAGACAAUCUUCUUUGCUGAGUGCAAAUUACUGACCCAGUACUCUAUUUAUAAUUUUUCCCCGGUUCUGCAAUACUUUUAGCUAGCUGUAACUUAUUAAAAACACAAAUAUUAAAUGGGGAUAUUAAUGAUGAAUGGUUGAAAUUUGAGAGUUUCAGAAUGUGUUUUAGAAAACUUUAACACUUCGUUCACCAUAAUUUUACAUUUUUCCAUCAUUUAAGUAAAAAAAAAAUCCUUAGGGUUGAAUUAUAGUAAAUUUUUAUACAACUCCAUACUAUACACAGACUAAUUUAUCUCCCAAUAGACAGCAAUAAUUUAGAUGGGAUUUUUCUUUAUUCUACCUAAUUUAUUUGCAUUGAGGGGAGAAAAUUUUGCUAAUUAUUAUAAUUUCAUGAAUAUUGUUAGUCGUUUUUAACUAUCUCCAUGCCUUCAGAAACUUGUUCUUCUAUAUUUUGAAGUAAAACAUACAGAUAUACAGGGUACUGUAAUAAAACAUGUUUACAGUAUUUGUCCCCCUGGUUUUGCUGUAAUAGAAAGGGGGAAUUGUAGUGACAGAUAUAACUUGCAAUAGUUGCUAGUUGUUACGUGCCUUUGAAUCAUUUUCCUCUUUUUUUUUUUUUUUUUUUUUGUAUCUUAAGUGAGGGUUAGCAGAUUUAAAUCAGUGUCAUUUCUAUUAAAAUAGGUACGGUGAAUCAUUUUUUAAGCCUUGCUAGUUUUACUAAUUCUAGACCAUUUUAUAUCUGUAAGGUAAAUGAUUGGUUAUUUGGCUGUUUUUUAGUUGGUUGUGAACUGUUCGAUUUCACUUUUUUAUGUUUCAAGCACUGUUAGAAUAGAAGGAGAAUGUAGUGAUAUUUGGCUAUUUUGCGCUUUCAUUUUGUACUGUAUGUGAUUAUGUGAUUUCUCGAGAUUUUUUUAUUUUAAUUUUUAACUACCACCAUAGGUGUGCCCACUGCAGCGGUUCGUGGUUUUUUUUUUAAUGUUCCCAUCGUUUGCACUGCAUAAUUCAUUUGAAUUGAACUUACAAGUCAGUCCCUUUCUCCAGGCAUCUGCUUUGUAGCUUGACAAGUAUGAAAAUAAUCAAAAAUAUCACAGAGCGUAAAAGUGAGAUUGUGUAUUUCUGUUUCUGAGUGUGAAUUAUGUUUAGCAAGACUUGUCUAGUUAAAAGGCAGUUAAACUAGUAAUCACACACUAUCCAUUUUUAGCUGUCAUUUGUAGAAAAAAAUGCUGCAGAGUGAUAUGUGGUGAUAACAAAUUCAGAAGGAAAAGAAUAUGAAAUUCAGAUAGCAGCUUGUGUGAUUUGCUGUUAGCAUGGGGCCCAAUAACACUACAAAGCUAUAAACUCUGUCUUUCUAGAUUGCCCAGUUAGGUGGCAGAGAUGCAAUUUGUCUUUUCUGAAGCCGCCUGCUGCUUGCUAGCUCCAUCUCCUGUCACAGCCUAUUAGCUCCCCGAGAAAAUUGGUGGGAAAUUGCCUGCAGAUUGUAGGAAAUUGCAUCUCCAGGCCCUGGAAAAAAAUGUAGGAUAGCACAACACUGACCCUCCCAGAGCAGCUAUUAAUACAGCAAAAGCUGACCUUUGGCAUGGUGUGAAAUGACUUUGCUAUUUGCUGAAUAAAGACUAUAUUAUGUGUGGCUGAAGGAGGGUACAAAUUAUUAUCCCGGCUAUGUCUGUAGCCAGCCUGCUCCGAGAAGUUUAAGCAUUAGUGACAGGUUUUGCUUUCCCUGCUCUUUCUUUGUGGGAUUUGGGAGAUCAGAUGUUAGAGGCCCAUCCAGAAAUUUCAUUGUAAAGGUAAGCAUAAGCUACCACGUAUUUAAAUUAUGCUAAUACAGUUGGUAUGUAAAGGUUUACUGACAGAACUAAAAGGUGGCUUAAAACAAUGAUCUUGAAUAAAUUGGUCGUUGCCUCCACUUGCCCCAGCCUUGGUCAGAAUGGGAACAGCUUUGUGGCCAUUUUCAUUCUGUGUGUAUAUCCAUAAUGGGCAUUUGAUCUCGGGGGCAGUUGUAAUGAAAAGGAGCUAAUCUGUACUGUAACUGCUGAGUGUAAAAGUCAUGGGAUGUAUUUUAGUUCUUACAGAUUUUUGCAUGCAAUUCCUUGCUGCUAUGAAACUCAUCCUCGUCUUCUUUAAACAAAUCCACGUGUCCUUUAUGGUGUGAUAUGCAAUGAGUUUCAUCCUCUGUCAUUCUACUAGAGCUAUCUUCUAAUCUUGUGCUUUACCUGUUUUAUAGGGCCUUUCAAUAAAAGAGUUGACUUUUCUGAGAGGGUAUAUGUAGAAGUAGUUUGGAAAAUUUUAAAAAAUAAAUAAAUAAAGGCCAACAUUCUCUUUGAGCUUGUCAUUUUACUUAGCUGGUGCAAAGCCAGCUAAGGUGAGCAAGGUGUAUGGGCGAGUUGGAGUGACAUAUUGAUCAGGAGAAGUGCGUGCAUGGAGGGCUUUAACAGGGAAAAAGUCAUUUUGCAGUCAAGAGCAUUACUGUUUUCAAACUCAGCUGAAAUCUGUUGGUAACCUGUAGUUGCCCAGGGAUCUAAGUGAAAUCGAUAUGCUCACUUUCCUAUUCUAUUAGUGCCCGCUGAUGUAAAUAAGCUGACAUGGCUUACUAGCACUCGCACAACUGAUUAGGGAAAAUGAGCGGCCUCACUGAGGGAGCUGAGGCAGAGGAGCAGAGAACAAACAGGUGCUGCCCUGUGAUUUAAAGCACACUUGAAAGGGAUCAAGAGCACUUCACAUUACAGAGCUCUCUGGGCCCCUAUUUUGAAUGCUGACUGUCAUGCAUGCACAUGUAUAUAUGUCAAUCUGAAAUGCUAUCCUGUUGGGGCAUUAUCUUUCUAAAUUAGUUAUAGCACCUUUUGUGUAAAUUAUGUAGUUCAGUACCAUGUGUCUUUUCUUGUGAAACACAAAUACAGGAACUAAAAAGCCA